AUGUGCAUUGAUUACCGGCAGUUGAACAAAGUGACGAUAAAGAACAAGUAUCCACUGCCGAGGAUUGACAAUUUGUUCGACCAGCUUCAGGGUGCAAAGGUGUUUUCAAAGAUAGACUUGAGAUCUGGCUACCAUCAGUUGAGGAUUAGGGCAUCCGAUGUCCCUAAGACAGCAUUCCGCACUCGGUACGGGCACUAUGAGUUCCUGGUCAUGUCAUUUGGGUUGACCAAUGCCCCAGCAGCAUUUAUGGAGUUGAUGAACCGAGUGUUCAGGCCUUAUUUGGACUUGUUCGUGAUAGUCUUUAUUGAUGAUAUUUUGGUGUACUCCCGCAGCCAGGAGGAGCACGAGCAGCACCUCAGAGUGGUUCUUCAGACUCUGAAGGAUAGCCAGUUAUAUGCUAAGUUCUCGAAGUGUGAGUUCUGGUUGAGUUCGGUUGCAUUCCUAGGUCACGUCGCAGUUAUCGCAAUUGCGAUCAGGGGUUCGCAAUUGCGAACCGUAGGAAUUUCUGCUCCUUUUGCAUUUGCGUCAAUUAGGUCGCACUUGCGACUACUGAGACCUUCGCAUUUGCGAAGAAAGGCUCGCAAAUGCGAACAAGGCUGGCCAGGGCAUUCAUUGCAAUUGCGAUCAGCCCCUCGUAAUUACCAAGCCUGA
Nicotiana attenuata is the source of this 651-nucleotide messenger RNA. Its product is annotated as RNA-directed DNA polymerase homolog. The record is from RefSeq and is a predicted model, not a curated record. The transcript is spliced from 2 exons. Lineage: Eukaryota; Viridiplantae; Streptophyta; Magnoliopsida; Solanales; Solanaceae. Bases 1 to 651 code for a protein of 216 amino acids.